This is a messenger RNA of Aureobasidium musti, 2205 nucleotides long. Lineage: Eukaryota; Fungi; Ascomycota; Dothideomycetes; Dothideales; Saccotheciaceae. The record is from the annotation of a GenBank genome assembly.
AUGCCAACUUCCAUCGACGACUGCCUCGACACCGACGAUGAAAUCGUCACCUACACCGACGACAACGGCAACAUUCUGGAAACCGUCAACUGCACAGCCCUUGCAAACAUGGAAACCUGGUACUUCCUGCCUUGCGAUGACGACUGCCAAAAAGACCUUAAGAAGAUCAUCCCUGGUGCUGUUGUCGAGAGUGGCGUUGCUGGCGGAUUGCUGCCUACUAUCUUGAACAAUCGCGGGUUGUGGAGCAGCAAUCCGGUUACUCAGACUGCUGUUGCGGAAUCAGCCGAAGAACAUCUCGCCGAAAAGGAAGAGAUAUUGAGAAGAGUCCGGGAAACCAACCCACCACCUGAAGUGCCCAACGAAGAGGUUGUACCAGAAGAUCCGAUGCAGCCACCUACCUCCCUGCCAGAACAAAUCGCCUCCAUGCAACGCAAGCUCGACAACGCCCUCGAAAGAGUCCGCUACACACUCAAGAAGUGGCAAGAAGUCAAGGAUAACCCUGCUUUCCGACCUUGGGAGCAAGAACAGCGCAGAGACCAGUGGCUCAAAGCAAGAAAGAAUUUGAAAAAGGUCAGAAAAGAAAUCCGCGAAAGGGGUCUUCCUGUCGACGACCCUGGUGCUGCUGAUCCAAGCGCUCCUGAUNNGCUGGACCUGCCAGACCGACUAAGCCUAUUGAUCCCGAAGAAGUCGCAAAAGCCCAGAAACGCGUUGACAAACUGCAAGAAAUCNGCCGACAAAGAUGCCCAGCGCGUCAGAGAACUCGACGAAGAGAUCCGCAACACACUGCACAACCGCCCUGACGCUUCAUCGCCAGAAGCCGUCGAAGCCUACGAAAAGUCACUGCAGAACCUCCAAAACAUGAAGCAGACGAGGUUGGAACAUCUGACUAAACUCAGAAAGCAGUUGAAAGUGGCGGACAGAGCGCUGAAAAAGGCAAAGGACUCUACAGAAACCGAUGAGCCGGACGAGGUCGAUGAACCCGAAGGGGUCGACGAAGAUCCCGAAAGCGAUGACUCUCCUGACGGCGACGACUCUGAUGAUUUCGAUGUGCCCGCUUCACCUGAAGGAGCCCCAGUCCCUCCUGGAGAGGUGCCUCCACCUGUGGCUCCACCCGUGCCUCCUCCGUUUCCACCUGUUGCGGUCUCGAUUCCUGAUUACGGGGACGUGACUGCCAUAAGCAGGGGUAUGAAAUGUGCAGCUGAAGCGUUCAAAGACGCUGCUCAAGUGCUCUGGGAUCUUAUGCAUAGUAAGAAGAAGGACCACAAAGCCAUCGAGAAGCAGAAAAAGAAGGUCGAGGAGAAGAAGAAGAAGCUAAAGAAGGAAGAAAAGGAAGCCAAGAAAGAGGAGAAGAAGAGAAAGGAGCAGGAGAAAAAGGAGCAAGAAAAGAAGAAAAAGGAGCAAAAGAAGCACGACAAGGAGCAAAAGGAACAAGAGGAAAAGAAGGCCAAAGAAGACAAGAAAAAGUCCCACUCAACAACAACCACAAGGUCCUCAACCACCUCUACAAGCACCACUUCUUCAACAACAAAGACCAAAGCACCAGAACCUACCGUACAUCACAAACAACACGACGCCGAAAUAAUCUUCCACGGAAAGCACUCUCACAAAUUCGAAUUGUACGGCAAAGACUGGGCACGCGGAAAACACGACGCCGAAAAACUGCACAACAACAUGGAGUCUUGCGGUAUGAAGAUCAAAGACUGGGAGUUCUUGUACGCAGCCGACAAACCAGAGAUCAAGACCUCGGACUGGAGUUUCUACGCAAAGGGAGAACUUCUUCGCAAGACUGCUGAGGAUGUGAGAUGUCUGAACAAAGUCAUCGAAAAGGCCGAUGGACCUGCAAACCUCAUCAGCGAGACUGAAGGGGUGGACAAGGCAGAAAAAUCCGACAAGACAGACACCGACAACGCAGAAGCAGCAGCUCAGAUUACAUUCACCGAUAAACACCACUUCACCUUCUAUGGCAAAGGCUUUGCCAAAGACAAAGAUGCUGGCGAACAGAUGAAGGAGAAGUUUGCAAAGUGCUCCAAGGUCGAGGAUUGGAUAUUCUACACGCAGAAAAAGGAUCAUGACAUGCAGCUCAAGAAACAAGGCUGGGACUUUUACGCUGAAGGCAAGGUCAAGAAGAUCAAGAGAAAGUGUCUCAACGAGGUUAUUCAGGGUAUGGGUGGUCCCAUGGAGGCUAUUGCGGAGGAUGCUGUUUAA